CUUACGGUUAAUUUAUCAUUAAAGGAGGGAUUUAGAUAAUCACAUUUUCAUACUUUAUUUCAUUUUCCGAAGCUUAGAAAAUGAUUUUUUUAUUGAAUGACAGAACAAGUACGAAAUAAUUUGUAUUUUCCCCACACCAAGUACCAACUGCCAUAUUCCUUCAAGAGCAUUUAAUCUCCAGAAAUGAAUAUUUUUCAAGGGGUUUAAUUAGACAUGCCAGGCAAAUAAGACCUCCGAGGCAACCAGACAAAAGAGAACGUAGUUGAGAGAUCAAAGGAACUAAGACGAUGUUACGUCAUGUCACGCUCCGAUGCCCAUAUUUGUAAAUCACCAACUGAGAGAUGCUUGAAGGCACUGAAAAUAUUUCCGUUUGCAUCGGCCUUUCAGCAGAACAAAACCUUUUAUUUGGAAAUCUUUUGUCGGAAAUAGAAGGGUUACCUCAAACAACGCAGUCCAAUAUAUGAGGAUCGAGGGACUUAUUCAGGGACAGAAAAGCUCAUUACGUGACUCUUGAAAACUGAACUGUGGGCGCGCAAAUUCCAGCAGGUUUCAUUCGACAAGCUUACUCGUGAAAUCUCAAUAUGUUUGUGUACAUUUGCGUCUUGUGUUGUUAUAAGAAACGAUUGACAUGUUUACUCAAGAAGUGAUCAGCGACGUUAUAGUAAAUAACUUGCUUGCGGACUUGCAUGAUUUAAGUUAACUCGCCUAGGCCUGAUUGAAGAAGACUGUGAACAAUGGGCGAAAACACGGUGGCGGAUGGAAAUCUAUCAAACCAUCACAGAUUAACCGACGACUUGGAAGCCGAAGAACAGCCUCCUUCUUGCGGACUGGUGUCUUGGAGGCCAAGCUUUCUUCAACGUUUUGCCAAACCAAGGUGGUUUCUUCUGUUCCAGUGCUGGUUCGUGCUUGCGCAAGGCAUGAUCGUAUCUGGGUUUCAGGGGGUUGUUAUUUCUUCGCUUGAAAGACGUUUUUCGUUGAAGACUAACGAGCUUGGGGUUGUGGUGAGCUGCUAUGACAUUGCUGCUGCGAUCAUGGCUGUUUUAGUCAGCUACUACGGCCAUCAUCACAAACCAAAAUGGCUCGGUAUCGGCGCAUUUAUCUUAGGAAUUGGGUGCUUUUUAUUUGCCCUUCCACAUCUCCUUGUAGGCCCGUACGAGCCCGGUUCAAGUGCAACAAACCUUUGUUCCAUAGAUUCUCUUCCAACGAACUUAAUAUGCCGAAGUUCUGUUUGGUAUCAUAUAUUCGUUUUUGUACUGGCGGAGUUUUUUAUUGGGGUCGGAGCAACCCCUGUGUAUAUUUUGGGUACGGCUUACAUUGACGAAAAUGUUCGCCACUCUACAUCAGGAAUGUUUCUUGGAAUCAUGUAUGCUAUUGCCACGUUUGGACCCGCAGUAGGAUUUUUGCUUGGAGGGGAAUUUCUCAAGAUUUAUGUGGACAUUGAACAGCCCCAGGGCGUGGAACUCACACCAGAGGACUCGAACUUCAUUGGCGCCUGGUGGCUGGGUUAUGUGGUUGGUGGCACGUUAUCUGUGUUGGUCAGCCUUCCAUUGCUUGCAUUUCCCAGGGAACUUCCAGGAACUCCUGAAAUCCGCGCUGAGAAACAAGCCUGUUCAGACACUGUUGAGGACCACAAUAUGCCACACACAUUGAAACAGUUGCUUCCAUCAUUAAAGGCACUUCUCACAAACAAAACUUUUGUAUUUUUGUCUCUUGCUGCCGCAGCUGAAGGUUUUGCUGUUGGGGGAUUCUCGACGUUCAUGCCGAAAUUUGUGGAGGCACAGUUUCGUAUUCCAGCUGGACUGGCAAGUACAUAUACUGGCCUGGUAGUGGUGCCUGGAGGGUGUGGCGGCAUGUUGUUUGGUGGCUAUCUUAUUAAAAGAAUGAACUGGACAUGUGAUAAAAUAAUCAAAGCUUGUUUCAUCAUUGCCUCGUUGGCGACAUUAUGGACUGCUGGGUUUUUUCUUGGUUGCCCUAACAGAGCAUAUGUGGGUGUCACAGAUCCAUACAUUAACAGACUACUGUCGCCACAUCUUUUGUUUCAGCCCCAGGGCGUGGAACUCACACCAGAGGACUCGAACUUCAUUGGCGCCUGGUGGCUGGGUUAUGUGGUUGGUGGCACGUUAUCUGUGUUGGUCAGCCUUCCAUUGCUUGCAUUUCCCAGGGAACUUCCAGGAACUCCUGAAAUCCGCGCUGAGAAACAAGCCUGUUCAGACACUGUUGAGGACCACAAUAUGCCACACACAUUGAAACAGUUGCUUCCAUCAUUAAAGGCACUUCUCACAAACAAAACUUUUGUAUUUUUGUCUCUUGCUGCCGCAGCUGAAGGUUUUGCUGUUGGGGGAUUCUCGACGUUCAUGCCGAAAUUUGUGGAGGCACAGUUUCGUAUUCCAGCUGGACUGGCGAGUACAUAUACUGGCCUGGUAGUGGUGCCUGGAGGGUGUGGCGGCAUGUUGUUUGGUGGCUAUCUUAUUAAAAGAAUGAACUGGACAUGUGAUAAAAUAAUCAAAGCUUGUUUCAUCAUUGCCUCGUUGGCGACAUUAUGGACUGCUGGGUUUUUUCUUGGUUGCCCUAACAGAGCAUAUGUGGGUGUCACAGAUCCAUACAUUAACAGUUCUAGUUCAUCACUUGUCAACAUUACUUCAUCUUGUAAUGCCAUGUGUAACUGCGACGUCAAAUACUAUUCACCAGUUUGUUCCAAAGAAGAUCAGCUAACGUUCUACUCUCCCUGUUAUGCGGGUUGCUCUGCAGAUGAUGUACUGGGUGACAAACUUUAUCAAAACUGCAGCUGUUUUGCGACCCUAUCAAACGAAGGAGUUCAAGGUAGCGGCUGUGAACCAGAGUGUAAUGCUCUUAUUCCUUUCCUGAUCUGCUUGUUGUGUCUCAUGAUUUUUACAUUUUCUAACAACAUCCCUGCAACCACAGCAACACUAAGGUGUGUUCCCGAGAGUCAAGGGUCUUUUGCGCUUGGUAUUAACCAGCUGAUUGUUCGUAUUUUGGCGUUCAUACCGUCACCAAUCAUCUUUGGAUAUGUAAUUGACGCAGCGUGUCGCUUACACCAAAUGGAUCCUUGUGACGAGAGCGCAGAGAGGAAUUGUCUGGAAUAUGACACUGAUUUGUUCAGGUAUUUGAUGUUCGCAGUGGGAGGUGGUUUCAAGUUAUUAUCUGCUGUAGCAUUUUUCUUUGCUUGGAAAUUUUACAAACUGCCGGUAGCUGAGUCGAGUAAUGGUGACUCAAACCCAGAAACCACAUCCCAGACAACAAUCAUGGAUGGAAGCACUCCCAACGAACACAAGGAUAUGACAGAGCUUAUUCCAGUUGCGCAGUUUAUUAAAGUUUCCAAUUCGAAGGACAGUUACAAGGAAGAGCCGAAAGUAACCACUGAUUUGCUUCUCUCAUUGCGGCAGUAUGGCUUUUUUAUUCCACAGCUUUAUCAAAACUGCAGCUGUUUUGCGACCCUAUCAAACGAAGGAGUUCAAGGUAGCGGCUGUGAACCAGAGUGUAAUGCUCUUAUUCCUUUCCUGAUCUGCUUGUUGUGUCUCAUGAUUUUUACAUUUUCUAACAACAUCCCUGCAACCACAGCAACACUAAGGUGUGUUCCCGAGAGUCAAGGGUCUUUUGCGCUUGGUAUUAACCAGCUGAUUGUUCGUAUUUUGGCGUUCAUACCGUCACCAAUCAUCUUUGGAUAUGUAAUUGACGCAGCGUGUCGCUUACACCAAAUGGAUCCUUGUGACGAGAGCGCAGAGAGGAAUUGUCUGGAAUAUGACACUGAUUUGUUCAGGUAUUUGAUGUUCGCAGUGGGAGGUGGUUUCAAGUUAUUAUCUGCUGUAGCAUUUUUCUUUGCUUGGAAAUUUUACAAACUGCCGGUAGCUGAGUCGAGUAAUGGUGACUCAAACCCAGAAACCACAUCCCAGACAACAAUCAUGGAUGGAAGCACUCCCAACGAACACAAGGAUAUGACAGAGCUUAUUCCAGUUGCGCAGUUUAUUAAAGUUUCCAAUUCGAAGGACAGUUACAAGGAAGAGCCGAAAGUAACCACUGUAUAAAUAAUUAUGUUUACAUUUUUUCUUUUUCUUGAAAUGGUUUACAUUAUACAGUGGAACCCUGCCUUGUGACCACCUUAUCAUACAGCCACCUUCUUAUCAAUGCCACUGUAUCCUGGCCCGAACAAAAGUUCAGUCAGUCAUUUUCUUAUUUAAAGAACCCCUUUUAUCUGGCCAGUCCAUUAAUACAGCCAGAUUUUUGUGGCCUGUCGGUGACCAGUAUAAUGGGGUAAUCCACUGUAUUUAACAGUAACUAUUUUGGGGUUAUAAGUGGCUUAUUAUGUUAGCUAGGCAAAGUUUAGGGCUUAUGAUUUCAGUGGCAAGAACAUUUUAAGGCACACUUUGAUUUGUAUAUCAUUACACAAAUGUAUGCUGAUAUAAAGCACAGUCGCCAAUUCAGGGCUGUCAUUAAGGGCCGUAACCAGUAACACUUGUUACAGCUGAGUAUGCUUGAUUUUCCCUCGAUGUCAUGGGAGAAAUUACCUGUUGUUGAUAGAAUUUAUCCACAAAAUAACGAGUUUGCUACAGGUGUGGAGAACAAGGCUACAGGUGACUCAAAACUUAAUGACAGCUCUGACAGUGGUUAUUGAUUCAUUCCACGAGUCAUUUAGGCUAUUUUAGCCAUUGUGUUAAAUCAAUAAUUGAAGUCGUCCCUAAUUGUUAGGGACUACUUGUUUCCAACAGACUUAUUUAAUAGCAAAACAAUUAGUUAUUGUGCAUAUUGCAUUCAAAUGUGUGCACGUGGAUCUUUCUUUGUGAUAGGUCUGUAAUGUGUACUCAAGUAGCUAACCAUCUACCAUGCUUACAGCUGGCUGCUAUAGCUAAAUCUCUAAGUACCAUGCUUUUAUGUGGGAAGGUUUAGAUUGAAAAAGUACAGGUGGUUGACAGAAAAUUAUUUUGUUAUUCAAUCAAAUUCGAGAUUAUUUUUCUGAUAAAUUACUUUUUGAUGCAAUCAAUUUGAUUUAUUUGAAUGCUAAUAUUGUACACAAAAGUAGAAUGAUAUUUAUGCAUACACAGACACAAUGCCAGUAAUUGGUUGCAUAAUUAUAUUACUUUCAAUGACCCUUUUUUAUAACAGUUCAAUUCCGUAUAA
Orbicella faveolata is the source of this 5133-nucleotide messenger RNA. RefSeq names its product solute carrier organic anion transporter family member 4A1-like. Gene Ontology annotation, molecular function: transmembrane transporter activity; protein binding. Gene Ontology annotation, biological process: transmembrane transport. The record is from RefSeq and is a predicted model, not a curated record. NCBI's taxonomy places the organism in Eukaryota, Metazoa, Cnidaria, Anthozoa, Scleractinia, Merulinidae. Gene Ontology annotation, cellular component: membrane.